GGUAUGCUUGGAUUGAGGUAAGCUCCACUCACUCUCAACUGAAAUAAUGACACAUACUAUUGCAGAGAAAACUUUACUGGCAGAAUAUCAAAAUUUCCAAGUCCUUGUCUGGCCCUAUAUUAAAAACUCAACAAAGUUACAGCAAUUGGUAUACCUCUAUAAAUAGCCUUCUCUAGAACCUAAUUUCAGGCAUCAAAGAACUCGGAAAAGAUGGAGGACAACAAAAUCAACCUUCCAAAAAAACAAAAAGGAGGAUUGGUCACCAUGCCAUUCAUCUUUGCGAAUGAGGCCUGUGAGAAAUUAGCUGUGGUUGGUUUUGCUGCUAAUAUGAUUAGCUACUUAAUAACGCAGCUACACAUGCCCUUGACCAAAGCAGCCAACACUCUAACCAACUUCAAUGGCACGGCCAGCCUGACGCCGUUGCUCGGUGCUUUCAUUGCCGAUUCAUUCGCCGGACGUUUCUGGACCGUAACUAUUGCUUCCAUCAUAUAUCAAGUUGGAAUGACAUCCUUAACCAUAUCUGCAAUAGUCCCACAACUACGGCCGCCUCCAUGUGACGGUGACCAAGUGUGCAAAGAAGCCAAUACCGGACAGGCAGCAAUCCUAUAUACAUCUCUCCUCCUGGGUGCCUUAGGGGCGGGCGGGAUUCGACCCUGUGUGGCGGCAUUUGGGGCGGACCAGUUCGACGAAGCAGAUCCAAAACAAGCAAACCGGACAUGGAAAUAUUUCAAUUGGUACUAUUUUUGUAUGGGGGUAUCAAUCCUGGUGGCCGUAACGGUGAUAGUUUAUAUCCAAGAUAAUGUUGGAUGGGGAUGGGGCCUUGGAAUUCCUACUAUUGCAAUGUUCUUCUCAAUUAUUGCAUUUGUUUUUGGGUACCCACUUUACCGGCACCUGAAUCCCGCCGGAAGUCCGUUCACCCGGCUGCUGCAGGUGGCGGUGGCAGCUUUUAAGAAGAGGAAAUUGACCGUUACGGAUCCUGAGGUGCUGUACCGGAACGAGGAGCUGGAUGCUUCCAUUUCUUUGAAAGGAAAGCUUGUCCACACCGAACAAUUAAAAUUUCUUGACAAGGCAGCAAUGGUGACUGAAGAAGACAAUGUAAAAUCUCCUAAUCCUUGGAGACUAAACACAGUUCAUCGAGUUGAAGAACUGAAGUCCGUGAUCAGGAUGGGACCAAUAUGGGCGGCCGGAAUACUCCUCAUCACAGCCUAUGCACAACAAAACACAUUCUCCCUCCAACAAGCAAAGACCAUGGACCGACACCUCACCAAGUCCUUCGAGAUCCCUGCCGGCUCCAUGUCCGUCUUCACCAUGGUCUCCAUGCUCUUUACCAUCGCCAUCUACGACCGCAUUUUCAUCCCCGUCGCCCGCCGGUUCACUGGCCUCGACCGCGGCAUCACCUUCUUGCAGCGGAUGGGGAUAGGCUUUGUUAUUUCAAUCAUAGCCACUCUAGUCUCGGGCUUCGCUGAAGUGAAGCGGAAACAAGCAGCUUUGGCCCAUGGGCUUCAAGACAAGGUCCAUUCUAUCAUACCCAUUUCAGUGUUUUGGCUAGUCCCACAAUACAGCCUACAUGGAAUUGCGGAAGCAUUCAUGUCCAUCGGUCAGUUGGAAUUUUUCUACGACCAGUCACCGGAGAGCAUGAGGAGUACAGCCACCGCUCUGUUUUGGACUGCGAUCUCCGUCGGAAAUUACGUGAGCACCUUCCUGGUUUCCUUGGUGCACAAGUUCAGCGCCGGCCAAGACGGAGCGAAUUGGCUGCCGAACGAUAACCUAAACAAGGGGAAGUUGGAGUAUUUUUAUUGGUUGAUUACUUGCUUGCAGGUUUUUAAUCUUAUUUACUACCUUUUUUGUGCAAAGAAAUACACUUAUAAGCCCAUUCAGAUUCAUAAUAAAGAGAGUGAAUCUGAAGAAGAUGGAUCAGUAGAGCUUGUGAGCAAGGUUUAGUUUAUUGCACUGAGACUGAAAAUAAUUCCUCCUCUUUCUUUUUGGCUGUAUCAGAGUAAUCUUCCCUAGUAUGGUGGAUUACGUAGUGGACAUUGUAGAGAUGUCCAAGGAGAUCUGUAUCAGGAAAUACUAUGUAAGCAUGCAAAAGUAGCUUGUAAUGAAUGCAAUCUCUCACUCUACCUUUUUCCAAUCGUAACAUUUUUCAAUUGU
This is a messenger RNA of Rubroshorea leprosula, 2151 nucleotides long. The record is from the annotation of a GenBank genome assembly. Lineage: Eukaryota; Viridiplantae; Streptophyta; Magnoliopsida; Malvales; Dipterocarpaceae.